AUGGAUUCGAAAAACAUGUUUGAAGUAGAGACAAAGAGCGUUGAAAACAAAAAUCUUUCUCAAGAAAAAUCCAAUGUGGAUGUUGCUCUUGAAGUUCUUGGUGAUCUUGACCAUGUCGAAUAUACUCCAGAGGAAGAAAAAAAGGUUCUUCUCAAGAUUGAUUUACAUUUGAUGACUUUUAUGAUUGGCUCGUAUAUCUUGCAAUUUCUCGACAAAAAUGCGUUAUCUAACUCUUCUGUUUUUGGUUUACUGGGUGAUUUACACUUGGAAGGUCAACAAUACUCAUGGGCUGGUUCCAUAUUUUAUUUCGGCUACCUAAUUGGUCAACCUAUUGCCAGUCGUUGUUUUCAAUGGUUUCCAUCUCAAAGUAUGUUGGAGCUUGUCUUGUAA
Molecule: messenger RNA, 390 nt
Organism: Meyerozyma guilliermondii ATCC 6260
Lineage: Eukaryota; Fungi; Ascomycota; Pichiomycetes; Serinales; Debaryomycetaceae
Exons: 1
Coding region: 1-390 (129 amino acids)
Biological process (GO): allantoate transport; tripeptide transport; dipeptide transport
Cellular component (GO): plasma membrane
Molecular function (GO): allantoate transmembrane transporter activity; dipeptide transmembrane transporter activity
Source: RefSeq, a predicted model, not a curated record